This is a messenger RNA of Harmonia axyridis, 1190 nucleotides long. Its product is annotated as L-galactose dehydrogenase-like. The record is from RefSeq and is a predicted model, not a curated record. Gene Ontology annotation, molecular function: L-galactose dehydrogenase activity. The transcript has 7 exons. Lineage: Eukaryota; Metazoa; Arthropoda; Insecta; Coleoptera; Coccinellidae. Gene Ontology annotation, cellular component: cytosol. The coding region runs from base 81 to 1127 and encodes 348 amino acids.
AAGUUGUUUAAGAUACCAACAAGCAAAUCGAGAUAGCCAAUUUCGCUUUAGUUUCUCAUUGAGAAUCAUUAUCAUUAAUAAUGUUGGAUAAUCCACCUACUUUUAUAUAUAGCUUCCAUGAUGAAUAUUCAUCAAGAAAAAUGAAGUACAAAAAAUUGGGAAGUACGGACCUGAUUGUAUCGAAUUUAUCUUUGGGAACUGGCGGAUUUAGUCAUUUUUAUGGAGACUGCUCUCUGGAUGAAUGCAAAUUGUUGGUAGAGGAAGCUUUGAAGUCAGGAAUCAACUAUAUUGACACUGGGCCAUGGUACGGUCAUGGAACAUCAGAAAAAAUUUUGGGCGAAUGCCUCAAAAACGUUCCGAGAUCAUCCUAUUAUAUUGGAAGUAAAGUUGGUCGGUAUGAAGCCGAUCCAAAAUUAAUGUUCGAUUUUUCUGCGAAAAAAACUAGAGAAAGUGUUGAAACAUCAUUGAAAAGGCUCAAAUUGGAUUACAUUGAUGUGAUGCAGGUUCACGAUGUUGAAUUUGCACCAUCCUUAGAUGUAAUCCUCAAUGAAACCCUUCCAACAUUGCAAGAACUCUUAAAUGAAGGAAAGAUUCAUUAUAUUGGCAUAACCGGAUAUCCAAACUCAGUUCUGAAAGAAGUUAUUGAAAAGAGUUCGGUUAAAAUAAGCACAAUACUUUCAUAUACUCGACUUACUAUGAUUGAUCAAAGUUUAAACGAUUUUAUUCCCUUCUAUAAGUCCCAUAAUAUUGGUGUUAUAAACGCUUCUGUGCAUGGAAUGGGACUGCUUACAAAUGACGGUCCUCAGCCAUGGCAUCCUGCUUCAGAACACUUAAAAAAAACUUGUGAGAAAGCAGCGGAUUAUUGUAAGGAAAAUGGUGUUGAGCUAGGAAGAUUAGCCCUCUAUUUCGGUUUGAAACAAAAUGGACCAGAUACUAUUUUGACCGGAGUUAAUAAUCGUGUUUUAUUACAAUCAAAUUUGGAUGUUGUCCAAAAUGGGUUGCAAGAAAAAGAAAUGCGAGUCUUUGAGGAAGUUAUUAAAAGAUUUUUCACUGGAUUGAAGGAAACCCAGUGGGAAGGAGUAGAAUUGAAAAAAUUCAAGGAAAAUUCUUUUUCUGCUUUUUUGUAGUGGUAUCUACAAAAAUAUAAAGUUCUCAUAAUUGUACUUCGUUUUUUAAUAUAUCGAUAUCUU